Tachysurus vachellii is the source of this 2217-nucleotide messenger RNA. It is a transcript of the gene gid8a, whose product is annotated as GID complex subunit 8 homolog a (S. cerevisiae). Gene Ontology annotation, biological process: proteasome-mediated ubiquitin-dependent protein catabolic process; positive regulation of canonical Wnt signaling pathway. Gene Ontology annotation, cellular component: cytoplasm; nucleus. The transcript is spliced from 5 exons. Lineage: Eukaryota; Metazoa; Chordata; Actinopteri; Siluriformes; Bagridae. Gene Ontology annotation, molecular function: protein binding. The record is from RefSeq and is a predicted model, not a curated record. The coding region runs from base 359 to 1090 and encodes 243 amino acids.
UUCAGGUAAUCUGGGGCUUCUUUAUGUCAUUUCAGUGUCAGUCGUUUUAAGUUGCAGGCUCGAUUGUUUUGCUUCCUCUCGAGGCCGCCAUUAUUAUGUUCGCUACCGAGAAAAACAUCUAAUUGUUUGCGUCGACGCAAAUCUCUUUUAAAAGCGUUAAACGUUUCUUUGUGAUUCUAGUUUUGGGUGUAAAAAUUGAUUGUCCUGAAGUGUAGUAAACCCGUGUUAAGCUGAACAACGAUACGAGUCUGAAAACAGCGCGAAAACACGAAACGCCGCCUCACGCUGCUGUCGCUGCUUUUUCAUUCGUUCAUUCGCUGCUGACCAACUGUUGCAUGCACAUGAGGAGAAAUCCCAGAUGUCUCAGUUUUAUAGGAGAAACGACUCCGUUGACGGCUCCAUGAUGAGUUAUUCGGAAAAGCCUGAAGAUAUCACGAAGGAGGACUGGAUGGAGAAACUGAAUAAUGUGCACAUCCAGAGAGCAGAUAUGAACCGCCUCAUCAUGAACUAUUUAGUAACUGAGGGAUUUAAGGAGGCUGCAGAGAAGUUCCGGAUGGAGUCAGGCAUUGAGCCCAGUGUGGAUCUGGACUCCCUUGAUGAGAGAAUAAAGAUCAGGGAGAUGAUACUGAAAGGGCAAAUUCAGGAAGCCAUUUCUCUUAUAAACAGCCUUCAUCCAGAACUCUUGGACACCAACCGAUAUCUGUAUUUCCAUCUUCAGCAGCAGCAUUUGAUUGAGCUUAUCCGUCUGCGGGAGACGGAGGCUGCACUGGAGUUUGCUCAGUCACAAUUGGCUGAACAAGGUGAGGAGAGCAGAGAGUGUCUGACUGAGAUGGAGAGAACUCUGGCCCUGCUUGCAUUUGACAACCCAGAAGAGUCACCUUUCGGAGACCUUCUUAACAUGAUGCAGCGACAGAAGGUUUGGAGUGAGGUAAACCAGGCAGUACUGGACUAUGAGAACAGGGAGUCAACACCAAAACUGGCCAAGCUGCUGAAGCUCUUAUUGUGGGCACAGAAUGAACUUGACCAGAAAAAAGUCAAAUACCCCAAAAUGACAGACCUUAGUAAGGGCACAAUUGAAGAUCCCAAGUAAGAACUGGCAAAAACCUGGACAUCCGUGCCAUACUGUAACAUUUCCCCCUAUUUAUAAACAGUCAGUGAAUGGACCAUAUAUAUGAAUACGAAUUUGUUUGCAUCUCCUAAAAGAGGACUAACUUAACUGUAUAUUGUAUUAUAUUUUGAAAGCAAAUAUGCUAAUCAAAGUAAAUAUAUCAGAAAUGAAAUUAGCUGGACACCCAUUUGCAGAAUGAGAAAUAAUUCUAUACCAUUGAUCUUUUAUUUGCAAAUAUCCACUUCAUCUUUUUUUUAUGUAUUGUCAUUUUAUUUUAUUUUUAAUUUAUAUUCAAUUAACUCAGUGCUGCUUUUAUGGCUAAAUAAGAAGCGUAAAAUUGGUCACACGGUUUGAUUUAAAGGCAAAAACUAACAUGAAUCGAGGCAAGUUAAUUAUUAUUAGAAAUCGAUUUUCAGAAAAUUGGUAUGUAAAAAAUAAAUUUGAACUGAUGUCCAAAUAAGCUAGCAAGUUGUUUUUCUAAUAAUACUGAUACUUAAAACAGUUCUUGUGUACCUCAGGCUGGAAUGGAGGCUAUAUUUACUCAAAGCCCAAAGAACUGAAAUUUGAUUGUGGAGGCCUGUUGGUUACACUGUUUAUUAUCAGAGUGAUAAACUUAAGUCAUUUUCUAUAUGGAAAGUUUCAAGAAUUGUUCCAUGCUGGGAGUCAACACUUAAUUUGUAUGAAUUUAUGUUUUUUACAAUUGGUGUGUUGUUGGAGGUACAGUUUUCUGCAUGGAAUUUCUGCUGUGCCUUGUGUUGGUUGACUAGGCUAAGGUGUGAGUGUGUAUGUGUGUAAGAGAGAGAGAGAGAGAGAGAGACUAUCCUUGUAUUUUCACAUGGAAUGAAAAUGAGCCUGCUCAAAUGGUGAAUAAGAAAAUUAACAUUUCAGGUGAAUGGUGUUUUUUCUUUUUUGUUUUUCUUUUUUUUCCUUUAACUUAUUUAUAUUUUUUAGAUUUUCACAACAUAAGCUUUUGUAUUUUAAAUUCAUGUAUUCUUAAAGGCUAUUUGCUUCAUCACCCUUUUAUUUUAGAUUUUUACAUGCUACUGGAGUUUAUUUAUAGUUGUAAUUUUUACAUUAUUUAUUCAACAAUGCUUCAGCCUCCUGUUUUU